Molecule: messenger RNA, 1377 nt
Organism: Eucalyptus grandis
Lineage: Eukaryota; Viridiplantae; Streptophyta; Magnoliopsida; Myrtales; Myrtaceae
Product: F-box protein At5g03100
Exons: 3
Coding region: 1-1377 (458 amino acids)
Molecular function (GO): protein binding
Source: RefSeq, a predicted model, not a curated record
AUGGCAAGUACUUCGGCGCGGACCAUCGGCCAAAAAGAUCAUGGGGAUUACAUCAGUCUCUUGCCCGAUUGCCUAAUCCAUCAUAUCUUCUCCUUUUUGCCCACAAGGGACGUCGUUAAAACUUGUGUUUUGUCGAAAAGGUGGCAGUCUAUUUGGACCACUAUCUCGAAUCUCAAGUUCUCUGUCUCUUCUUACGAUGAUUCAUUUGUGAACAGGGUUUUGACACUAUAUAUGUGGCCUAAGGUGGAAAAAUUCCACCUUGAUAUCAGAUCAAAGUACUUCUACCCCUUUAAGAUUGAUUUAUGGGUUCACUUUGCGAUUGAUCAUGAUGUGGAAGAACUUCUUCUCAACUUGAAUUGGUGGGCGUAUUACACCUUGUCUCCUUUGCUUUACAAUUGCUCCUCGUUGACUAAGCUGUGUUUGACUGGCUGCCAUUUCUCAUCCAGCCAAAGAAUUAGUUGGAGUUCGCUUAAGUCCUUGUCCAUUCAAAACAUGAAAGUGAGUGAUGAUGUGCUUCAACAAAUUUUUAUGGGCAGCCCUGCUAUUGAAUACUUGAAUUUGAAAAGAUGCUGGGGUGUGGAAAGAAUUUGUUCAAGAAGUCUGAAGGAGUUGGUGCUUGAUGAUGUUAAUGUGGAAUUUCCUUUGGAGACUUUUUCUCCCCCUUUGGAAAUUUGGACUCCCCGUUUGCUGUCAUUGCGUGUGAGGGGAUAUAUUUAUGAGAUAAUAAGAAUUCUUGAAGCAUCUUCAUUAGUCGAAGCCGAAUUAGAUUUCGAUUCAGCCGAAUUAGAUUGCUCCUUCCUAAAGGAAAGUCUUGGCAAGUUGCAGAAUGCUACCCGAAUUCAACUUGGUGCUUGGUGCAUUUGGGUUAUGGGGCUUCUGAAGGUAGAAGACGUGCAGUUUUCAUUGUCAAAUUGCAAGUCUCUCACGCUACACAUGACCAUCCCCCAAUUUAGCUUUCCUGCUAUAGCAAAUAUGCUAGCAACUUCCCCAAAUUUGGAGAAGCUGGAUGUAUUUGACAGAGACUACCGCAACGUUGAUCACCAGAGCUCUUGGCAUAUAAAGAAGUUCCAAAGUUGGGCUCAGCAUCUCCAGAAUUUUGAGAUUUUUGGAUUUUAUGCUUGUUUAAGAUUCAAAUAUGAGGAAGUGCUCAUGUUGGUGAAGUAUCUGCUUGGACAUGCAUCUGUGCUGGAAAACAUGGUCAUCAACAUAACUUCAUGCAAGUUGCUUGAAGUGGCCCGACUAAUUCAAAGUUACGACAGGGCUUCUGAGCAUGCUGCAGUUAUACUCAAUUGUCUGGAAGAUGGGCUCGGAAAGCAGCGGCAUGAAGGAGGCAGAGUAACAACAAAAUGUCUGUGCAUUGACAAUAAGUAUGCCUGA